Notolabrus celidotus (New Zealand spotty) is the source of this 4580-nucleotide messenger RNA. RefSeq names its product aryl hydrocarbon receptor-like. Gene Ontology annotation, molecular function: transcription cis-regulatory region binding; nuclear receptor activity; protein dimerization activity. The transcript is spliced from 3 exons. The annotation marks the transcript as partial. Gene Ontology annotation, biological process: regulation of transcription by RNA polymerase II. Lineage: Eukaryota; Metazoa; Chordata; Actinopteri; Labriformes; Labridae. The record is from RefSeq and is a predicted model, not a curated record. Gene Ontology annotation, cellular component: nucleus; aryl hydrocarbon receptor complex.
CCCGCCCCAGCUGAAGGUGCCAAGUCUAACCCGUCCAAACGCCACCGGGACAGUCUGAACUCUGAGCUGGACCGGCUCGCCAGCCUUCUGCCGUUCCCUGAAGAUGUCAUCUCCAGCCUGGACAAGCUGUCCAUCCUGAGGCUCAGUGUCAGCUUCCUCCGCACCAAGAGCUUCUUCUCAGACGGCGAGCCGAAGACGACCUCCACCUGCCUGGUGAGCUACAACCCAGACCAGCUUCCGCCUGAGAACUCAUCCUUCCUGGAGAGAGGCUUCGUCUGCCGCUUCCGCUGCCCGUUGGACAACUUCUCUGGUUUCCUGGCGCUGAAUAUCCAGGGUCGACUCAAGUUCCUCCACGGUCGGAACCGCCAGCAAAGCGCAGCAAAGCUCCCUUCCAAGCCCUCCUGUUUUUAUCAGAGUCUGCCGGGAGGCGGAUCUAUGCCGGGGAUGACGACCAUACCCAAACCCGAUGAGGCAGCGCUGUCCUUCCAAAUGAACGCAGGUCUCAACCCUGACGGCCCGCUCGGGCAACAACAGCAGUACUUAAACUUCAGUGAACAGACAGGUAAAAAGACAGGCGACUCACGAGCACUUCAUACGUCGAGGAGGACAAACAAUCAGGAAGUAGUGUUUCACCGUUAGUGUCUUUAUAGUUUCAAACUUAGAGACAUUAUCAGGAUUCUGGAGAUUGAUGCAACUUCUCAGACUUACCCGUUUUUUGGGUUGAAGCUCAGCUAAAGUAAACUUUAAGAAGAAACUUUCACACAUCAGCUUCUUGUUUUGUUUUCUAAAGUCAUGAAAAUGAUUCCUCUCCGUGUCAGAUCUUACCUGUCGUGUACCUACUCAGAGAACAAAUAAAAACCAGCCGCUUUGACUCUCUGACAGCAGAGGAUCCAAACUCAGACUGAAAGAGCAGCUUUAGGAAGCGAAAUGACUCCCGCCUCUAAAAAAUAAAAAGGAGUGGAGCAGACUGAAGAACGGAAAUGUGCGCCCGAGAAGGACGGGGAGACGAAGCAGGACAUCUCUACUCCUCUUUUCUUUUUUUUAUUUCAGAGCAACAGAGAAAGCUUUGAGAGUUAAAGUGUGAGUCCAGGACGACGGGUCGGGGAGAGGAGAGGAAGAAAGUUGUCAAAGGAAAGUUGGAUGCUGUCGGUGGAGCAGGACAGAUUUUUACCAAACAAAGACGUAAAAAAGAAGAGAUCUGUUGCAGAGACGUCUGAGAAAUCAAUGAUUUUCUACGUCUGCUGGUGGAUGAGGAUUGUGGAAUGACACACAGCACAUAUUUCCUAUUAUUGCAUUAAGUGCAUUGGAUUAUUAAGCCUCCAAAUAAUGAGUCAUUGUCUUUAUGUCUAAAUCCUCAAACUCUUUUCUUGUAAAACCAAAAUGUUUAAGUGUCAGAGUUUUACAUUUUCUCUGGCAUGCAGAAAUCAACAUUUAAAAACAGUAUGAGGGCAUCGACUGAAGGCGCCUCCGUCCUCACUAACAAACCCUGACGAGUAGCACUAACCUGAAAAUGAUGCUCUGCAGGCGUGUGGGCUUGAUCUGAUGCAGCGGCAGUCGGCAGGUUUCCAUCAAGUGUCCAAAAACUUGCAAGAAAGAUUUUAAAAAAUCUAAAUUAACUUUCCAUACGCGUCUGUUGUGAGAUGAUAAAGACUCACGUGAUGUUAGAAAUGAUUUGAAUGUUCAAAAAAGAGCCCGACAGUUUUUAAAAUGUUUGGUUUUACAAGAAAAAGAACAGAAGGAUGAGGACUGAGAGGAGGAUUUGGUCAUUAACCUUCAAUGAGAAACGAGGCUUUCAGCAAGAAACAGAAGAAAGAGUUUUCCACGAAAGUGAAGAGAAAGAAGCUCCUGUGAAUCCUCUGCCGUCUCCGAUGCACAAACACGCCACCUUACUCCUGAAACAUCUGCUUUCUGUUGUGAGCGCUCAGAAGGAUGAAAUAUAUCUUCUUCUUCUUUUUAUUUUGGCUGUUUUUGUCCUUUUAAAAAUGUGAUUUCAGUUCAUUUCAACUCUCUCCUGUCCCAGUGAGGGAGAUUAGCUUUGCAGACAGGCUGUAGAAAUCAAAGUGCACAGCAACAUCACAGCUUUGAGCGACUAACAGACAACUUUUACCGUUUCAACACGCGAUGCAAACCGCUGCUUCUUAGUGCCUCUUUUGAUAUGUUUUUAAAGCAUUCAGUCAUUGAACCAGUUUCUUCUCUUCUUCAAUAUCUCUUUGUUGUUUUCCUGUUGUAGGGAAGAAAAACACAGACGGUGCCUUAAACUGACUGUUUAAACUCUAAAGGGACAGUCUGCUGAAAUUUAAAUCAUUUCCAACGGUGAAUAUUAACAAACAGAAAGUGUCACUGCAUUAUGUAUUUGAUGUUAACCAAAGUUAAACUCGCCCUCGCCUUAUCUUCGCCAGCCAAUCAUUGAGAUUUUUUGCACUAUUCCUUUAAAGUGUUUGCCAAAGCAUUGUUAAAAGAGUGUAAUUCAUAAAUCUUUAAAAGCUUUUUAUCAGAUUCUUUAAAAAGUGUUUGAAACUCAAAUUUGCACAAACUGAGUUUAGUCCUUCAGAUCCUCUAGAUUUUUACACAUCGGAUCAAAAACUGAAUUUAUAGAUUACUGGUUUGAGCUCAGCUUGAAUUAGAAAUGUUUUUACUUUUUUUUAAUGGUAAUUAUUUUUUAAAAAGGACCCAGACGUCGAGUCUAUGCCUUUAAAAAAGUUUUUUUUAAAAAGAUCUGAUCAGGACACGCAAUCACCCGGAUGUUAAUGAGGCCUUUCUCGAGACACAGUGAACCCUGUCUUCAUAUUUUCCACAUCAAAUGUCCGUCCUCGUUCUCUUUUCUGUCUCUCUCUUCGAGGUUAAUUUAUCGACGUUCUUGCUCGGACCGGGAGCAUCAACGAUCGUCUGGCAGCGAAACACAGAAGUAAAACGGUUAAAGGCAGCUAAUGUAUAUUUGAAAUGAGGAAAAAAAUUGAAAACACUUCACGUUCACAAAAAAAAAACAAACAAGGGGUGGAAACUUCAAGUGCCUUCAAAUGAACCUCUAUGAUUGUCAAAAAGAACACAUACAGCACUUAGAUGGAAAAAGAACCCGCGAGAGGAAGCCUCAAACUGCAGGAAAUGUGCGUCGCUUCAUCCAGUACUGAGCCAUGACAUCUGAUUUUUGUUUUAUCAGCACUUCUGUACUUUAUUCUCUAGAAAAAGCAGCUUGUUUAGAGGCCGCAAAGCAUAAGAGUAGAAAGUUUGACCUGAAUACCAAAAAUAAUCAGCAAAACAAACUGUGAUGCUUUAAUUUACAGGAUACCAAAGGGAUGAGACGGAGUACAGAUCUUCAGCUAAGAGUUUACUGUGAUGGAAAUAAAAGAUCUCUGCACUUAAAACAGCAGGAAACAGACCAGGAUGAUUGUAGCUGUGGUUUUACCUAAAAGGUGACAUACUUACUGAAAUCGUGCUGCAUUCACGUCAUGUGGGAGGCGCUGUAAUUCACAGUUUCCAGCUUGUUCCAGCUCAAAGUUGAACCUGUUUGAUUUUUAGAAACACAACAUGAUGUGAACGCUGCAGAAGAAACAAGCUACACCUUUUAUUACAGCUGUUGAAAGGGAUUCUGGGAAAUGUAGUAAACCACUACCUGCAGUAGAGGUUAUAGAAGCAGGCUGAGAUUGAGUUUAUGAUUACUUUGGCUCAGUUUUUGGAUAAAAAACAAUCAGACUCUUGAAGUUUCAACAAAUGUAUUCUUAUUUUUUUAUUUAAGUUUCAUUAGAAACACAUUUCUUUACAGUUAAAGUAAAUGUUAGAUAAAAACAUUUUAGUGUGCAUUUUUGCAGCACAAAAUGAGGAUUGUAAAAAGAGAUUUUCUGUUAAAAUUUUCUUCAGAGAAAGCAAAAUGUUCCUCUUUUUCCAAACAGCACAGUGAAGCUUAAAGGUUCAGUGUUUGCAGAGUUUGUUAGUCUAAUGUUUCUUUUUUAAAUUGAGCCAAAGUGAUCACAAACAACAACACAAAACGUCGACGACUGGCUAAGAAGAUAUCUUUUAAAACUUGGUAAUGCUUUAGCAGGUUCUCAGACAGAAACAAACAAGCGUGCCUUGACAGCUGAUCCACCAAAGAUCAUCAAUCAGACCAAAGAUCCUCAGUUUUCAUCAUGCACACUCAGUACAAAAUGAAGCACUUAUUUUUCACCUUAUGAACCCAGAGUGCUUUCAUCAAAAUAUAAUAUAGAUACAUAAAUAUCUUGUAACUUGCUUCUAAAAUAAAAAUAAUAUUUGUACUUAUUAUACUUUUAUUUUUCAAACCCCAGGAAGCCAAGGCUCCAAAUUGCAGUAUCUUUGUGUACCUGUAUAUAAAUAUAUAUAUUUGUUUUCUUUUUCAUAUUCUGUGUAUUUUAAUGUCAUUUUGCCUUAACUUUAAUCACGCCUAUAAUUUUUUUGUACAUUUUCUGCACAGCAUAUUCAUAUGUAACCUCUCGUUACGUUUUUUUUUGUAACUCUCCAUUUUAUCAUAUUUUGUGGAUUUUGACGUCAAUAUUUUGCCUCUAACAGUGUAUGACUGUUUGAGUCAAUCCUUUAAUUCUGACCAUAUUAAAGGUGAUUUGAUCACACAA